CUGACAUCCCGUAUCACCCCACCCUCUAUCUCUCUCUCCCUCUCCUCCUUUCUUUCUCUCUCUCGCCCCACCCUCCCACCACCUUAUUAUACCCACUACCCCAUUAUCACUGUCACGGUUUAUUCCUCUCUGUGUUUGGAUGAAUGAAUAAAAAUGCUCUAAUCUUCUUCUCCGGAGCUCUGUAUGUGUGUUGAACAUGCAUCUCUGUCAUGAAAGGAGCCUCCUUUUUCUCAGCAUUUUCGUGGCUUCGGCGGGUAUUUCUCUGUGUUUUGAAGGGAGGAACCCGGAAGUUGAAGCUUUAGUAGCCUUAAGGAAUGACUUGAAUGAUCCCAAUGGAGUUUUGAAAAAUUGGGAUGUGGAUUCUGUGGAUCCUUGCAGUUGGGCUAUGAUAACUUGUUCUCCUGAUAAUCUAGUCACUGCAUUGAUAGCACCAGGUCAAGGUUUAUCAGGGACAUUGUCUGGGGUUAUAGCAAACCUCACAAAUCUCAAACAAAUGUUGUUACAAAACAACAAUAUAUCAGGCCAUAUUCCAAAAGAGAUAGGCAAACUCCCCAGUCUUCAGACUUUGGAUCUAUCCAAUAAUGAGUUCUCGGGUCAUGUGCCAGAAACACUGGGCCUCUUAAACAAUCUGCAGUAUUUGAGGUUGAACAACAAUAGCUUGUCCGGGGUGAUACCUCUGUCUUUAUCUAGGGUCCCCAAACUUGCUUUCUUGGAUCUAUCUUACAACAAUUUCAGUGUACCAGUGCCAACAUUUACAGCUAGAACAUUCAAUAUUGUGGGCAAUCCCUUGGUUUGUGGAAGCCUCUCUUCCGGGACAUGUAAUGGGUCGUUAAAUACGACUCCUCUUUCAAUCAUUUUAAAUACAACUGGGGGAAGAAAUGUCUCAAAAAGACUUGCCAUUGCACUUUCAGUCAGCUGUAGCUGUGUCUCUCUUUUUCUCUUGGCAAUGUCAUUUAUCUUUUGGAAAAGAAGCAAUCGGAGAAAGCUGUCCAUUCUUAAUGUUAAUGAUCUGCCAGAUGAGGAGCUAGUAAAACUGGGGAACUUAAGAAGCUUCGGUUUCAAAGAGCUUCAACUUGCAACUGAUAACUUCAGCUCCAAGAACAUUCUAGGCGCUGGUGGAUUCGGCAAUGUUUACCGGGGGAAGUUCGGCGACGGGUCACUGGUGGCGGUUAAGAGACUUAAGGACAUUAAUGGGACGGCCGGGGAGUCACAGUUCCAAACAGAGCUUGAACUUAUAAGCCUGGCGGUUCACAGGAACCUGCUCCGCUUGAUCGGUUAUUGCGCCACUCCAACGGAACGGCUUCUCGUCUACCCAUACAUGUCUAAUGGUAGUGUGGCUGCAAGACUUAGAGGGAAACCGCCUCUAGAUUGGUAUACAAGGAAGAGAAUUGCAAUAGGAGCAGCGAGAGGUCUUCUUUAUCUUCACGAACAAUGUGAUCCAAAGAUAAUCCACAGAGAUGUGAAGGCAGCUAAUGUGCUGUUGGAUGAGUACUAUGAAGCCAUUGUUGGGGACUUUGGGCUUGCAAAGCUCCUUGAUCACGCCGAGUCUCACGUCACCACAGCUGUUCGUGGGACUGUUGGGCAUAUCGCCCCUGAAUACCUCUCCACCGGUCAAUCAUCUGAGAAAACAGACGUCUUUGGUUUUGGGAUUUUGUUGGUUGAGCUUAUAACAGGAAUGCGAGCUCUUGAGUUGGGAAAGUCUGUUAACCAGAAGGGUGCUGCACUUGAAUGGGUAAAUGAAAUGCAAAGGGAGAAGAACUUUGAUGCCCUGGUCGAUAGAGAACUGGGGAGCAACUAUGACAAGAUUGAGGUCGGGGAGAUGCUACAAGUCGCCAUUCUGUGCACUCAAUAUCUGCCUGCGCACCGCCCGAAGAUGUCUGAGGUGGUUAGGAUGUUGGAAGGAGAUGGUCUGGCUGAAAAAUGGGCAGCUUCACAUAACUACGACCGUCACACACCCCUCCACUUAUCUAAGGUCCCGGGGUAUGAUGACAAUGAUUAUGACCAUAUACCCAUCUUCGGGACGAUGAUGGAUGAUGAUGGCUAUGAUGCACAUGCCAUGGAGCUUUCAGGUCCUAGAUAAAUUAAAUCACUGAAGUAGAUAAAGUUAAUUCUUGAUAUAAUCUUUACUUGGUAAAUUCUUAACCGAUUAAAUGCUAUCAAUCCUUAGUUUUAGCUGAAAAGCAGUAGUGAAAAAGGCAGAAAAUCCAACUUCCUAUUCUCUUUGCUUUACUUUUUUCCCACUACUCUCCCAUUGUCUUUUGGGAAAUGGCAACAUGCCUUCUUUGUGGUUG
This is a messenger RNA of Cuscuta epithymum, 2291 nucleotides long. Lineage: Eukaryota; Viridiplantae; Streptophyta; Magnoliopsida; Solanales; Convolvulaceae. The record is from the annotation of a GenBank genome assembly.